Lemur catta (Ring-tailed lemur) is the source of this 939-nucleotide messenger RNA. RefSeq names its product olfactory receptor 2L13. Gene Ontology annotation, biological process: G protein-coupled receptor signaling pathway. Gene Ontology annotation, molecular function: olfactory receptor activity; G protein-coupled receptor activity. The transcript has a single exon. The coding region runs from base 1 to 939 and encodes 312 amino acids. The record is from RefSeq and is a predicted model, not a curated record. Gene Ontology annotation, cellular component: membrane. Lineage: Eukaryota; Metazoa; Chordata; Mammalia; Primates; Lemuridae.
AUGGAGAAAUGGAAUCACACUUCAAGUGAUUUCAUUUUGUUGGGGUUGUUUCCCCCAAAUAAAACUGGCCUUCAUCUGUUGUUCCUUAUCAUCCUUGUAUUCUUCCUGGCCUUGGUGGGUAACUCAGUCAUGAUUCACCUCAUACGCAUGGAUCCCUGUCUCCACACACCGAUGUACUUUCUGCUCAGCCAGCUCUCCCUCAUGGACCUGAUGUACAUCUCCAGCACCGUCCCCAAGAUGGCUUUCAACUUCCUCUCUGGCCAGAAAGGGAUCUCCUUCCUGGGAUGUGGUGUGCAAAGCUUCUUCUUUCUGACCAUGGCAUGUUCUGAAGGCUUACUGCUGGCCUCCAUGGCCUAUGACCGGUACAUAGCCAUUUGUCACCCCCUCCAUUAUCCCAUCCGCAUGAGUAACAGGAUGUGUAUGAAGAUGAUCAUAGGAUCUUGGACACUGGGGUCCAUCAACUCCUUGGCACACACAGUCUAUGCCCUCCAUAUUCCUUACUGCAGGUCUAGGGCCAUUGAUCAUUUCUUCUGUGAUGUCCCAGCUAUGUUGCCUCUUGCCUGUAUGGACACUUGGGUCUAUGAGUACAUGGUUUUUGUGAGUACAACCCUCUUUCUCCUUCUUCCUUUCCUGGGUAUCACUGCUUCCUAUGUCCGUGUUCUAUUUGCUGUCUACCAUAUGCGCUCAAAGGAGGGGAGAACAAAGGCCUUUGCAACCUGUUCAACACAUUUGACUGUAGUGACCUUUUACUAUGCACCUUUUGUCUACACCUAUCUUCGGCCCAGCAAUCUCCGCUCACCAGCAGAAGAUAAGAUCCUGGCAGUCUUCUACACCAUGCUCACUCCCAUGCUCAAUCCCAUCAUCUACAGCCUGAGGAAUAAGGAAGUCCUGGGAGCCAUGACAAGAGUGUUUGGGAUAUUCUCCUCUCUGAAAGAAUGA